UGAGGUAACCUAGUUAAAAUUCAUCUUACCACAAUUCCCGAAAGGUGCCCACAAAAAAAAAAAAGUACAAAAACCUCAAAAACCCUGCCUAACCCGUAAACCUCAAAAACCUCUCAGCUUCCUUCACUCAUAUGGAAUUCUGAGGCUCGAAUUGCUAAAGCUCGUUCCAGGUUUUUGCCCCUGUUUUUUUGAAAAAAAAAAAAGAAAAAUCAAAAGAAAUUGUAAACAUAAAGCUCGAAUUGCUUCCGUUCAAUCUCUAUCUGAAACUCAAACGCUGCUUUCACUUCAUUGUUGCUGGCCUGUUGCUGAGUCGUCGCGCCGGUGAGUCAUUUUAGCCUGUUGUACUGUGUGAAAAACAUGGAUUAUUGCAGAAGGCGUGACUUUUUGUUCUGUGAUUCAUGUGGGACGAUGUUGUCGCUGAAUUCAACAAAGCAUGCUCGCUGCCCUUUGUGCAAGACUAAGAAACGAGUGAAAGAGGUUGAAGGAAAGGAAACAUUUUAUACCAUUUCUGGAGAGGAUAUUAGAAGGGCAUUACAAAUGGAGCCGUUUGUGAAGGUGGAUGGAGUGAUUAGUGGUGAUGUGAAAGUUGAAAGGCAACAGGUUAACCAACCAUGUGAAAUGUGUGGACACAGCCCUGUUGAGCUGGUUGAUUCAAGACAAACAAGGUCGGCAGAUGAAGGACAGACUAAUUUCUUCGAGUGCCCAUCAUGUAGACAUCGAUGGAAGGAGAACUCUUAGGUCUUAGCUUCACUUUUCAGUUUUGCUGGGAAAACAGAGUAUGAUAUGGAAGCUAAGGGGCAGUUCGACAUUUUAUUGAGUUUACAAUUUUUAGUUUUAUAUAGUAAGUUGUAUAAUGAACUUAAAUUUAGUCAUAUGUAAACUAAUCAGGUUUGUUUCGAAAACUGACUAGUUGUUUCCAUAUUUUAGUUUUUAGUUUCCAAAAACCCCGAAUACCAAAAGGGAUGUCGAAUAGGCCAUCAUUUUCAUUGUUUGGCUAUUUUAUUUGUUAACUUACUUUCACCAUUUCACGGAUACAUCCAAGUAUAAUUUGAAGCUGCCAAAAGAAAAAAAAAAUGGAAGCUACAUUGUUGUCA
Molecule: messenger RNA, 1094 nt
Organism: Beta vulgaris subsp. vulgaris (sugar beet)
Lineage: Eukaryota; Viridiplantae; Streptophyta; Magnoliopsida; Caryophyllales; Amaranthaceae
Exons: 7
Coding region: 358-738 (126 amino acids)
Biological process (GO): termination of RNA polymerase I transcription; DNA-templated transcription
Cellular component (GO): RNA polymerase I complex
Molecular function (GO): DNA-directed RNA polymerase activity; zinc ion binding; nucleic acid binding
Source: RefSeq, a predicted model, not a curated record